AUGCGUGGGCCAAAGUUUAACCAUUGCUUGUUGCUGGUUGUAGGGCUUCUUGUUCUCUGUCUUGCCAUCAUUGUCUCCGAGCAUCCGACCACCGCAUCUAUUUCUAAUCAAGUGAUCACGGACGGCGAAGAAGGCGGUAUCGACGACGACGACGAGGACGCAGCUGGUGGCGCGUAUUAUUGGGAAGUAGCAGAUGACUCUUCGGAUGAUGAAGAAGAAAGCUUCUUUGGCAUUCCCUUUACCGACAAGGAUGAACAGGAAGAGUGGUCUCGGUAUUAUAAGCCUCGUCGCGGCUAUGAUCCGGUGGAGCAUCGCUGGAACGACAUACCUGUAACUGAGAGAAAGAAGCUUGAGGUGAUGGGAUGGAAUGAAGAAGCUUGGGAGUCAGAUGACGUCUCCAAGAUGACAUUCUAUAACGAAAACGAGAUUCUUGACUUUGACGACCUGCCAGAUGACAGAGCGGCAGUUUAUGACGACGAUCCACUGAGGUUUGCACAACGUCGCUUUGUCAACUUCCACACGUCCAUUUUUCGUCGGGGCGCCGACCCAUCAGUAUUCCGGGCGAAGAAAAUAAAGCUCAGUCUGCCUGGAUUCAAUCAAUUCAGCACAUCGUACUUCAACUCGUCCGAGGCCCGCAACGCAGAAGUCGGUGUAACAAUGGGAGCUACAUUGGGACACGAUGAGAGCGACGUACACCAAGUUUCCGUAGGAGACUACUUGGAUGCCAUGUACAGCGGCAACAGCACCUACUAUUUGAAGCUCGAAGAUGUAGAUGCUGAAAAGAAGGAUUUUGCUGCCGUCGGGAAUCUCUUUAAGAAAGAAAUUCACCACGCUUUGAAGGAGCUCCGUGACUAUACUGCGUUUCCACGCCAAUUGCAAAACGAGUACGAUCUUGAUGAUUUCCACUGGGCCAUGUUCCUAGGAGCCGCAAAAACCAGCACGGGCUUGCACUACGACACCGACCAAUUCAAUUGUCUCUACGUUGUGGAGGGAAAGAAGAAGGUCGUUGUCAUACCCAAUGACGAGAACUCUGAAGGCAUGUAUCCAUUCAAGUCCAUCUUUAACGGCUCGGCCUGGUCCGAUGCCAAUGUGUUGGUGGAUGAUGUAACGUUACCUAGUGGAGGGAGGAGUAUCAUUCUUCAUUCAGGCGAAGCCAUUGUCAUCCCUUAUCGAUGGUGGCAUUCCGUGGUUAACCUGGAACAAACGAUGUCCUUUUCUUUUCGUCUCGGCUAA
Messenger RNA from Seminavis robusta, 1233 nucleotides. The record is from the annotation of a GenBank genome assembly. Lineage: Eukaryota; Bacillariophyta; Bacillariophyceae; Naviculales; Naviculaceae.